GAAACAUCUAACAUUGAUCUUAUACGCGUAAACGUUGUUCCAGAUGCCCACGACGCGAAAUCGUUGGAUCUGCGUUUUGAGCCCCCUGGCGACUCCUCCAGCACAGCCCUUGGCGCGCUCCGCGCGACAUGGGGCGGGGGGGGGGCAGCGCCAACCCAAGAAGUCCACGGGGGCCUUCGAGAGAUUACGUUUAUGCGUAUGCAUCUUCUUCAAGGAAGAGGUUCCGGAUGUAACGGCGUUCUGAGUUGUCUCGUUGUGUUGGCCUCCUGGGCCCUUCCGAGGCCCUGGGGUUGUCAGUAGACCGGCUGGGGAUGAACAGCUGAUGUUGGGGAGCGCUUUUGGAUUCACCCGUUUCUUGCAAGCCAAAAGGUGGCGGACGGCAAGAAGAAUUUGGGCGGCUCGUGGGGGAAUUUCUUCCCCGAUCUCAGCCACAAGCUCACAGCAGUAGAGUGGAUGAGUGCGUUCCAUUACGUGAACGAUUGGUCACGCGGAGGCAACUCGAAGGUAACACCUGAUGAGUUCAAGCGGGCUGUCGGUCUCUUCGACGUCGCUGAUAUUUUCAACGUUUUCGAGUUCAUCGAGAGCCUCGGUGAGGGUAAGUGCCCACACUUCCAUGAUUGGUCUUGGCACCAGGCACAUUCAGAUCCGAAUGAUGGUCAUGAGAUCGACCAGUGUGAGUGGAACCAGUUGCCAGGUUACCUCGAGUCCCAGCUCCGUAUGUUCAAAUAUUCAGGCAGGUAUCAUUGGGACGCCACCCACGGCGUAUCUGCAGGAUUUUUCGCUGAAGUUGUUGCAAGGAUGGUCACACUAUUUUUCAAAUCGCAUUCAGGCAGCGGCCCAUAUCCACAUGGUGGUUCCCCAUGGCAACCUCCUCAACCUUUCUGUGCACGUUUUGGGAAUAGCGUGAAAGACACAGGCAGUUGUUUAUUCGAGAAUGCGAAGGCGAAUGGAGGUUGGAGGCAGGAAUUUCAAUUCAUCGCUGGUCCCGAUCGGCUUCUGUCAAAAGAUGAGUGGGCGGCUCGAGUCGGCAAUACGCACGCGUCAAUGGUGAUAUUCAUGGCGAUGGCGACGCAGGAAGACCACCACGCCGACGAUCCGAACAGCAUCGACAUGCAAGAUUGGAUUCACUGGAUGCAAAGUACCAAGCAGGCAAUGUUGCCGAAUCCUCGCAGAAGGCGGGGUCAGAAGAUGUCCCGAGAAUCAUUUGGUAAUUACGCUGCUGCUCGUGUCACAGCUGAGCUGAUCUUCGAGGUGGCCGACGGCAAGAAGAAUUUGGGCGGCACUUGGACAAGUGUCUUUCCUGAUCUUCGCCACGAGCUCACCGCAAUGGAAUGGAUGAAUUCGUUUCAUUAUGUGAACGAUUGGUCAUAUGGAGGGAAUGCGAAGAUAACCUCCGAUGAGCUUAAGCGAGCCGUUGGUCUGUCCGAUGUUAAUGACAUCUUUGAAGUUUUUGAGUUCUUCGAGGGUCUCGGUGAGGGUAAGUGUCCAUCUGCUCAUGAUUGGCACUGGUUCCAGCAGCACACGGAUCCAAAUGAUGGUCAUGAGAUCGAUCAGUGCGAGUGGAACCAAUUGCCGAAUUUCCUCGAGUCCAAGCUUCGACAAUGGCAGUACGGGAGCAAGUACCAUUGGAACGCCUACCAGGGCAUCUCCGCCGGAUUCUUCUCCGAGGUUGUUGCCCGAAUGGUCGCAAAGUUCUUCAGAGACCACAGCAAGUGGUGACCACGGUGCGAGCCCGUGCGGCGUUCGCAGCGGCAGCGGCGGUCGGAGGGGGAUGCCGUCGCCCUAUUAGCCUUCCGCGCCUGCACUGCGAGCCUUGUGUGCUGCAGCACUGUAGCCGCCUGUGCCGCUCUCGUCGCUCACUGUCGUCUCUGCCAUUCCCUGGGGGCGGUGCAGCAUGCACGACACAUGCGCGCGGUGGCGUGAAUGGCCUGCAUGGCGUGUCGCAUCUCGCCGGCUCUGCCAUCCUCUGACCUUUCUGCUGGCUGGUCCUGCCGUCGUGCACCUGCGGGGCAGCGAUGCUAGUGAGGGGCGCGGGGAAGCUGUCUCUGAGGCCGAAGGUGGAACUGCAUCACAGCGGAGGCGGCCCGAUGUAAUCGAAAC
This is a messenger RNA of Prorocentrum cordatum, 2100 nucleotides long. Lineage: Eukaryota; Dinophyceae; Prorocentrales; Prorocentraceae. The record is from the annotation of a GenBank genome assembly.